CGGAGCGCAGGAGAUGGAACCUCUACCCACUAUUCCCAGAGAAGGACACGCCAAGACUCCUUACGAGCAGCAGAGUGAUGUGACUUCCAUCCCUGGCCAGCAGCAGCAGGGCGCCUGGGACAUGAUUCUCCUCCACCAGCAAGAGACCCACCACGAGUCUUGGGACCAGACGCCCCUAAAGCUUCAUCGGAAACAGCGUGAGUCAUGGGACCUGAGUCCCGUACAGCACGGUUCAUGGGACCUGAGUCCCAUACAGCACGGUUCAUGGGACCUGAGUCCACAACAAGAUGAACACCACGCAUCCAAGCACCGCUCGCCGCUACAAUAUAAACGACAGAGUCCUUGGUAUCUAAAACCUAUGAAAAUAAAUCCAGAUUCGACUUCCUCUAGCAAGCUGAAGUCGUGGGAUGUGAGCCGCAUGGAAGUGCUGCCAUCCCCAGCACAGCUGCUCCAGGGUCCCACCAGUGUCCCCUCAGGUCCCUUCUUCCUGGAGGCCCCUGACUCUCAGGUCUCCGUCAGGGCCGGACAGGCGGCCUCUCUGACCUGCGUCGUCAAGCACUUGGGUAACAGACAGGUAUCUUGGAUCCGGGGUGGUGACCUGCACGUGUUGAGCUCGGGCGUGGUGACCUUCUCUUCCGACUCCCGAGUGGAGGUGAGGCAGGAGGGAGAGGCCUGGACCCUCACCAUCAAGUACACACAACUCUCAGACGCUGGAGCCUACUCCUGCCAGGUCAACACCCAGCCUCGCCUCGCCUCCUGGUACAACCUCACAGUCAUAGAGGCCCGGGCCGCCAUCAUGGGCAAGGAAACCUUGUACGUGCAAGCCGGCAGCACUGUGAUGCUGGAGUGUAUCAUCACGGAGCAGCUCCUUAUUCCUGGUCUGGUCUUGUGGUACCUGGAUGAUCGGCUGGUCCAGCGUGACGCAGGGAGGGUGACGGUGGUGACGCUGGUGGACAAUGUCACCAGCAGUACACUCACGGUGAUGCAGGCCACGCAUCAGGACUCAGGCAACUAUUCGUGCUGGCCCUCUGCAGGCAGACCAGACAGUGUUACGGUGCACGUCAUACAAGGUGACCCUCCUGCUGCCAUGCAGCACGGGAACUUUGCACCAGCACCCUUUGUCUCCCCCCUGCUGUUGCUGCUGCUGCUGCUACUGCUGCACCCCAACACCACCAGCUGCUUCAUCGAUACGUGAUGCUGCUUCUUCCUCCAACCUCAGCGUGUUGACUUCCCCCAGCAUGCUCACCUCCUCCCAGUGUGCUGACCCCCCCCUUCCCCAGCGUGUGGGUAACUUCGGUGUUGACAUCAAGCAGUGUAUCUGUCCUCGCAGAUAAAUUUCUUUGUGUAUUCUUCAUCCUGUUAUUCUACAACCAGUUAUUAUCACUGUGAUAUAAUUAGUACUAGUGAUACGAACUGAAAUCGUUUUGCCCUCCGCUACAGUGGUACCUCCUUGAUGCUGCUCCAGCCUCUCACCAGAUUCCCCUCUUCUCUCUUCCCUCACACCACAUUCAUCACCAUUCGUCUCCCUUCCGCCUGUCUCAUCUCCCACACCUCACCUCUCCUGGCGUCUCUACUCGCAGUUUUCUUAAUCCAUUCCUCGGACUGUUACAUUAUUUAUGGACCUCCGCUCCUUCUUGUUAUUUUGUGCCAAAGACUAACAGGAUACUAAAACAUAAACACGAAGUAUUAAAACACACACACACACACACACACACACACACACACACACACACACAUAUACACAAGAAUACAUAGACACAUUUACAAAGUAUAUUCCUGCUACUAGAAAUGUGUAAUUACACCAACACAAACAACAAUUCCAAGUGUAUUAAUGUAAGAACAUAGACCUGCCGUAAUCUUAGACUCAAUUACCAAACUUUCUGAGCUCCUCAUGAGCAAUAUAAAUGAGUGACUUACGGAUCUCUUGAGAGAAACACCGAUGUAUAUUAUCAUAUAUAUUUCCAAGUAAUCAAUAUAUAAGUGGAUGAAGUAAAAACAGUAAAAGUAAAAUCAGAUCGCUAUGCAUCACUUAACAAGCUUCAGAGUAUAGAAAUAAUGCAACAGCUCCAUGAACUAUGUCGAACACCCGUGUUACUUCAGCCUUUAAGACUUGCUCUACAUAAGGACAAGCAUCUUACACCAACAGGGAAUGCAGCUACUCAGCACCAAAUGUGUUAGAGAAACAACACCUCUCACAUGAAUGAAAAGAACAAAGGCAAAUGUUAUACAUUACAAGAACAGGAAUAUCAGCCUGUGACGGGACGGUAUAAAUAUUUGCUCCUUUUUGUUUCGUGAGAAUUAUGUGUUCAUACGUGGUUCUGAUCUUGGCUGAUUUACAGUGACAACGUAGGUAAAAAUGUUGCAUUUUCUAAAUAUAUGAAAUGUAUUUAUUGGUCAUAUAUGACUAAUGACUAAGCUGCCACCACCCUGACUAAGCUGCCACCACCUUGACUGACUAAGCUGCCACCACCUUGACUGACUAAGCUUCCACCACCUUGACUGACUAAGCUGCCACCACCUUGACUGACUAAGCUGCCACCACCUUGACUAAGCUGCCACCACCUUGACUGACUAAGCUGCCACCACCUUGACUAAGCUGCCACCACCUUGACUAAGCUGCCACCACCUUGACUAAGCUGCCACCACCUUGACUGACUAAGCUGCCACCACCUUGACUGACUAAGCUGCCACCACCUUGACUGACUAAGCUGCCACCACCUUGCCUAAGCUGCCACCACCUUGACUAAGCUGCCACCACCUUGACUGACUAAGCUUCCACCACCUUGACUGACUAAGCUGCCACCACCUUG
Messenger RNA from Procambarus clarkii (red swamp crayfish), 2810 nucleotides. RefSeq names its product zwei Ig domain protein zig-8. Gene Ontology annotation, biological process: synapse organization. The record is from RefSeq and is a predicted model, not a curated record. Gene Ontology annotation, cellular component: neuron projection membrane. Lineage: Eukaryota; Metazoa; Arthropoda; Malacostraca; Decapoda; Cambaridae.